GAAUUAUUCUGAUUGACUCUACUAUUUCCGGGAAUUGAAAUUGAAAGUCUUGAUUAACCUGUUGUGACUCGAUAAUAAAUCGAUCUCCGUGAAUACUCUACCUUUCCCGUCCGAUUUGACCAAGUUUCGCACCUUUUUACGACUUUCGCAUUCACAAAAUGGCGCCCACCAGAGGGUCGUCCAAGGGUGCCUCCUCCGGAGGUGCCUCCAAGGGUCCCAAGGGUCCCAAGGGCUCUAAGCCUUCCGGCAUGUCCUCUUCCUCCCGCGUGAGCAAGCCCAGCAGCAAGAAGAAUGUCAAGCGUCCUCCGCCACAAGAAGUCAAGUCUAAGGCGCGCACCGCCCCGGAGAACUUGGCCAGGAAGAAGAAGAGAGUCUAUACCGAGGCAGAGCUUGAUCUUCCCAAGCUGAACCAGAUCACACCCGUUGGAGUUGUUAAGCCCAAGGGAAAGAAGAAGGGCAAGGUUUUCGUUGACGACCAGGAGGGUAUGAUGACAAUUCUCGCCAUGGUCAACGCCGAAAAGGAGGGUCAGAUCGAGUCAAAGAUGAUGAAGGCGCGCCAACUCGAGGAGAUCCGAGAGGCCAAGAAGGCCGAGGCCGAGGCACGAAUGAAGGAGAAGAAGUCCAAGCUCGACGCCGUGAAGGAUACCAUUCGGAACAAGAAGAAGAACAAGGGUGGAAAUGACAGGGCUGCAGAGAGUUCUCCAGCUUCCUCAAAAUCAGGCUCAAAGUCUGCCAAGGGAAAGCGCAAGAGCGUUUCAUUUGCUUAAACGACCGAAACAAAAAAGUGGCUAUUGUCUAUACCAUCUCCAUGCUUAGACUGGGGUCUGGCGUUUGUGUGGGUUUCAUGUUUACUUCGGAUUCGAACCAUUGUGAAUAGCGUUGAUCCUCUAAUGGGAGCUGUCCCCCAAAGCUUGAUGAAUCACAUUUAACUUCUGAUCAAAAUGGGGUUCUUCGUUUUAUGGACCAAGGAUGGAGGAUCUCUCCAAUUGUAAGAUUCAAUGGCUUUCUAAUGUCUUGGAUUAUUGGCAUCUUCCAUGCCAUUCAUGGUGACUCAGUUGAAACA
Penicillium subrubescens is the source of this 1063-nucleotide messenger RNA. Gene Ontology annotation, cellular component: preribosome, large subunit precursor; nucleolus. The transcript is spliced from 2 exons. The coding region runs from base 159 to 767 and encodes 202 amino acids. Gene Ontology annotation, molecular function: mRNA binding. The record is from RefSeq and is a predicted model, not a curated record. Gene Ontology annotation, biological process: ribosomal large subunit biogenesis; intracellular mRNA localization. Lineage: Eukaryota; Fungi; Ascomycota; Eurotiomycetes; Eurotiales; Aspergillaceae.